Molecule: messenger RNA, 279 nt
Organism: Maudiozyma barnettii
Lineage: Eukaryota; Fungi; Ascomycota; Saccharomycetes; Saccharomycetales; Saccharomycetaceae
Gene: MRP35
Product: mitochondrial 54S ribosomal protein bL35m
Exons: 1
Coding region: 1-279 (92 amino acids)
Biological process (GO): translation
Cellular component (GO): ribosome; large ribosomal subunit
Molecular function (GO): structural constituent of ribosome
Source: RefSeq, a predicted model, not a curated record
AUGAGCUGGUUAUCGUCAUUUUCUCCAUUAUUGAAAACCACUGGAUCGUUAAUGAAAUUCCAAUCCCCAUCUUUAAUAGCUGUCAGAACAUUAAUGAAGACACAUAAAGGUGCUGCAAAGAGAUGGAGAAGAACGAGUACAGGUUUCAAGAGAGGUAUUGCUGGAAGAAACCAUGGUAAUGCUGGUUGGUCUCAACGUUCAAUGAAAGUAUUAAGUGGAAGAAAAACAGAGGAUAAAACCUAUGUUAAACAUCUCAAGAAGUUAUUACCUUAUAGUUAA